Messenger RNA from Halteromyces radiatus, 282 nucleotides. RefSeq lists its product as uncharacterized. The transcript has 2 exons. Bases 1 to 282 code for a protein of 93 amino acids. NCBI's taxonomy places the organism in Eukaryota, Fungi, Mucoromycota, Mucoromycetes, Mucorales, Cunninghamellaceae. The record is from RefSeq and is a predicted model, not a curated record.
AUGGCCUUAUCUUCUCUCAUCAAAGACAAUACUAGUAUUCAUCAUCCACAAAAAAAGGAUAGUAAAAUGAUGAUCAUCCGCACCAUUGAUCGAUUGGAAACCAAAUUGAAUUACUUGCAAACAGAUUGUACCCUGAUUGAUAUUGUAGUGAAAUCAUUGCAAUCCUUCUUUUUGGUCAAACCUUUAACAACCGCAGAGCAAUUGAUUCAAGUAGACAAAGAACUUAGUAUUGCUCAUGAUAAUGUCUUGGUUCAAAUAAGAGCCUUGCAUCACAUCAAUUGA